CCGAUGAUAUGCCCGCUUACCUUGUCAUGUUUUACAUGUCAAAAUGUUCCAAUCGCUGCACCGGACCUCGCCUUGCUCUCUCACUAGGAAGAACGCGCUGCCCAGAAACAUUGCGCUGCCAAGACUCCACACGAAUAGCACGGCAGUCGAAGUCCAUGAAUCAGUAUCACAUAUUGCAAGGAAACUAGGACAUGGGGCUGUGACCGUGGCAGCGGUCGCCAGCCUGGUGCUUGGCGGUGUGCCUGCGGUGCACGCCACGGAAGUGGCGCCCAGUCAGUGCCUGGCGGCUGCAGUCACGCCCGUCACACCCAACCCGCUCGCGGACCUUGCAGCGGGCUUCUUUGGUGGCGGCGAUGCCGACUCCACUCCCGCAGAGCGCGAUCCAAUCACGCCCUUCACCCUGUACGGCACGUCCUUCAAGAAGUACCUGAUUGAGCAGCUGCAGGGCGAGAAGGUGAUAUCCCGCAAGAAGGGCUUCACGGUGGACGCGUGUGUGGGCGCUGUGGAUAUCACCCAGGAGACGCCGCAGUUCCAGGGCCUGCCCACCGGCGAUAAGGCGCUGUAUGCCAAAGACCGAGUGUGCAAGAAGGCGGAGGGCCAGGAGCUGAAGGACGUGUGCCGUACCGCCUGCGAGUCCGCAUGCAACGAGGCGAUCGACCUCUACGCCAAGCAGGUCAAGGAAGAGACCGGCUUCGCGCUUCUGGAGAGCGACAAGGCGCGGCUGGCCAAGAGCUGCUCUCGUAACUGCUCGUAUGAGUGCAUCAAGCCUGGCAAAGCGUUUGACUUCGUGAUUCCGUACCGUCGGUGAUAAUACCAACGCCGCUAAACCCACUGCUGCUCUCGGACCGGGAACGUGUGCAAGGGGAUAAGUGGAUGGCACCUCUUGACGUGGGCACGAUGGUGACGUUCUGUAAUCUUUUGGCGCCCAGUGCUCCAGGGCGGCUACUGGGCCACGUCGGGGCAUACGCAAUCGUGGGGGUGUAAGGGCUCUGAGGCGGUAAGUGUGGAACAUGCAGCGCGUAGUGGAAAGGCCUGCACGGACAAAGCGGUGCUCGACUCGAAUUCCGGUGUGGACACAGCGUACGGAGAGGGGUUCGCCGCCGCUGGGUACCGGUAUGUGUGUGCUGGUGCGGCGCCGACGUAUCUGCGUCGCACCGCUGCAAUUUUACAGUUUUAUGCUCGCGCAGCUCCGUUAAUAUUGUAGCGCUGCGUAUGAUGGCAUGCAGUUUUCCUCCCGCGUCACCUUUGGUUGCAAGGCUUGUACCAUCUGUCCAGUGCGUUGUGUUUCCCAGGGUUGCACACCCUGCUUGCAUUCUUGUAUGCGAGGUGCGCACACACGCAGGCCGUGUGAUUGCGGAGAUGCAGAUGUAGAAAUCCAGCAGGGGGCCGUACGGGUGACCUUAUGGUAAUCAGUUUCGCUUUGGUAUCGUCAGUCAGCUAGAUGCUGCUAGGGUGCAGCUGGAUGCGGCGGCUGGCACGGCGGAGGGAUGCUGUGGGCUUAGGGCAUUGGGCAGAGUGGCAGCUUGCAUGCCCUGCUGUUGAACGUGUGCAGGGACGUCGGGGUGCAGGGAGCGGAGCGAUAGGUCCGUAAUGUGAGGAGCUAGAUAGGUCGAUCCUGUAUCAGCGCUAGCCCUCUAACACCGUCUGAGUGGUCGUCUGUCCUAGGCGCAAGCUCAACACAUUGUUCGCGUGUGGGGACGCCGCGUUGGCGAGAGCCACGGAUGGCCCUAAUACACCAUGGGAGCACGUCGCACCCGUGGAGGCACUGUACAGACACCCGGUCAAUGGAAUCACUGGAAUCACUGUAGCCUGAGGUUGCGGGUUGGGCUGCGCUUUUUAGGGACGUUGUAGCUUCGGUUCACGGAUGUUCGAGAGUGAGUGUGGGCGGACGUGUGUGCGGGUGUGUCUGUCUGUGCGCGUGUGGGAAAGUGCAGCAGUGCACUCGUGGCUGUACUCACGUGCAGUUCCAUGUCGAGGGUGUUGUGCGUAUGCAUGUCGUUGAGCCCGGUGGUAGUCCCCUGGAUGAAGGUGCCGCGGACGUGCCACGGCGGCGGCUUGAUGGCGGCGGUGGUGGCGGUGGCGGGCGGCGUUCAGACAGAGUUCAGACGUUAGGACCUGGACCGGCAGUGAACGCGGCGUUUGGAGUAUUUAGUUGCGGAGAAACACGGAGACGCGGGGCUGCGGCGGCCAGUGCACUAGUGCAGUGUCCAGUGCGCCAUCCCGCGAUGGCUGUGCCGCCCCGUGCCGCCUGCGAGUGGUCGCGCUAGACAUAGCACCAGGGUGGCAAUAGGUUGGGGUGUUGGCGUGUUGCUGUUGGAGUCUUACAGCAGAAGGGGCGGCUCAAACCGCCGAUUCUGAUCGUCCUGUCCUUGGUGCCUAGGUCGGGGUGCCGGCGUCCCCAUGCCUGGGGCCGCAGUGCCCCACUGUGCCCUGGAAGCGCCUGCUCUCGCACAU
Molecule: messenger RNA, 2454 nt
Organism: Chlamydomonas reinhardtii
Lineage: Eukaryota; Viridiplantae; Chlorophyta; Chlorophyceae; Chlamydomonadales; Chlamydomonadaceae
Exons: 7
Coding region: 44-808 (254 amino acids)
Source: RefSeq, a predicted model, not a curated record